AUGGCCGGUCGUCCGAGCUCGCUCUUGCACCGUGGCCGUGUCCUCCCCUUGUCUGUCUCCAAGCACCAGAAACCCCAGCUUGAUCUGCUUCCAGCGUACUUGGAAGACGCCCAUCUCCCAGUCACUCGGCCCCUUCAGGCGUGCUUCUCCGAGUGCAAUUGCCCUGAUCGUCCCUUGUGCGUGCAUGAUCAGUCUUUGGAAGAGACUGUUGGCACAGCCAAGUGCAUGGCUGGGUCCGUACAGCAGCUGCGAGAUGAAGGCACACAAACACAGGUCGUAGUAGCGGGUGCAAUAGCAGGGCUGGUCUCACGCUUCUGUGUCGCACCGCUUGACGUGAUCAAGAUCCGCCUUCAGCUGCAGAUCCACUCCCUCAGCGAUCCUUUGUCACUUCCUCCCGCUGGCAGGCCGACAUACAAGGGCAUUGUUGGAACGCUCAAACAGAUUCUGAAGGAUGAGGGUCUUACCGCGCUGUGGAAGGGCAACAUACCAGCCGAAGGCCUGUACCUUUCGUAUGGUGCUCUGCAGUUCCUCACAUAUCGUACCGCCAACCUAGCCCUCGAGAGCGAUGCCCUGCCAUUCCAAGUCAGUCCUGCGGCUCGUAGCUUCAUCUCCGGUGCUUUCGCGGGCACCGUAGCCACAACGGCCACGUACCCUUUGGAUCUACUACGUACACGAUUCGCAGCACAAGGAACAGACAAGGUGUAUUUGGGCCUGCGAUACGCCGUGCGGGAAAUAAGAGCCAGAGAAGGAACGCAAGGCUUCUUUCGCGGUCUCGUGGCCGCAAAUGCACAAAUCAUUCCGUACAUGGGACUGUUCUUCACCUUCUACGAGGGCCUCAAACCGCUAAUUCACAACUCGCCUGUGCCACUCGACUGGAUGGGUUCGGCUGACGGAUUUGCCGGAAUCGCCGCCUCGGUCUUGAGCAAGACUGCCGUGUAUCCGCUGGACACGGUCCGAAAGAGACUACAGGUCCAGGGACCGAGUAGACAACGAUACGUGCACGCCAACAUUCCUGAGUACAGUGGAGUCAUGGGCACGCUGAAGCUUAUCUUGCAACGGGAGGGUAUUCGCGGCAUGUAUAGAGGACUCACCGUGGCACUUGUCAAAGCAGCACCCACCAGUGCCGUCACAAUCUGGACAUUUGAGAGAGCGAUGACCGUCAUUAGGAUGAUUAAUGGCGACGCGCAGACAGACGAGCAAAUCGCUGGAAAAUAAUUGGCUGACAAAAAGCAAAAUCAAUCAAUAUCCUCUGACCAAAAUGACCAGCUCCUGGUUUACGCUUUCCGGAUCGCUCCGUGACUAUUUCUUUGGACCGCAAUCGCGGGUCUUACGCAGGAGAAGAGAGUCGUUAAACUCGACCGCAUUCGUUUCUCGGAACUUAGACGCCCUUUGUUCCAUUAAAUCAAUUUCCUUCUCGAAAAGAUUUCGACUAUGGGUCAUGGCGAUAUUGCUAGUGAACUUCAAUCUUCCAGUUCAGCAUUUCUUUCGCGAAUCAAGGUCCUAGCUAUGAUCAUUAGAGUGAAUAUCAGACUCGUUCGAGUCGAACGGGCUGAUAAGUCUACCUUUGCGCACCUAUGAUGGUGAUUCAAUGGCUACAAUCUACGUCUCCAGCUACUCCUAUCCGCCGUAGCGAAUGACGGCCUCCUACAUGCCACCACGAUGCCUGAAGGGUUAGCCAGUUCCCUAAAGCGCAAUUGGCGACUAAUUCAUGCGCCUUUCUAGUCAUCUAUCUACAUACGCUGGCUGGUGAUAGCAGUGAGCUUUUCUUCCAAGGACAGAAGAAAGACACGCUCGUGGCUGGACGAAAUGAACCAUUCCGUAACUACAUAGUAUCUUGGGUUCCUUCUACAAGCUGAGAAAACCAUAAUAUAUACUUCGGGAUGCAAAGGAUGAAAAUCGAACGUGUAUUGUUAUCUAUCAAAACGCAACAUCUUAGAGUAGAAGAGGCUACAUGACCACCAAUUUGAAGGCGAACUGCUUGUUCCAUGGACAUGGUGUGAACCUGCCCAAAACCUUGUCGCAGGGCCACGAUCAUGGGGUUUAAGGAGUAUCAGACUAACAAAUGGAAAAGAAAAGAAAAAUCCAGCCGAGCAUGAAAACGACAAAGGAGAAUCAAUCCUAGAGGCAUUACACACCCCACAGCAUCAUUUUCGCAUUUAUUUCAAGGAGGAAACAGAUCAGCCGUAAGCGAUCGAACCCGAAUGGCAUAUCAAAGUGAGCUCUGGAUAUCGAUUUCUGAGUGUUCAUAAUGCCACAACAUGUUCCGUUUGUUGAUUGGGUUCUCGGCACGAGUCGCAUCUCAUGUGCCCGCAGGUCGGGCAUUGCUCCACGUCAGCUCUAUUCGUUUCUCCACGUUGACAGCAGAUCCAUAGGUCGUUUCUUCUAGGUCCACGAUCGAACGCCUCUGUCGUAACUGCUGGAGAGGGCUCGGGUCCGAUGACUGCGGUGUCGAGCGGCUCCUCAGAUCUGUUACCCCUGAUGCCCAUGCGCUCGAGGAAGGAGCGAGAUCUGCGAGCGAGCUGAGUGCUGUCAUUGCGUUCUGUGAAGGAGAUUCGAUGGUGAUGUCGAAAAUUGAGAACCAUGUUCCGAAUAAAGCUGCCGGCUCGUUCUCGCAGAGAGGGCAUAAAUACUUUUGGGGGCUAGAGAAUCAGGAUAGAAAGAGCAGUGCUGAAGGAGACGGGGCCACAGAGCUCAAAAAUACCUGUGAGACAGAACUCCAAAAGCUGGAUGAGAAACGUCUGUUGAAGAUGUCCCGGCAGCUACUUGAGGGUUAAUGUGAAGACGGACAACAGGUGAUGCAACGUAGUUUUAUAUACAGGACUAGCCGCCCAAGCACGCAUGGUUCGCAAUAAAGCUACCAGACCGGAAUUCUCUUGACAUGACUACGACUUGAAAGGGUACGAAUUGAGCACAGCCCUAGUCUAUACGCUCGUGGCUAAGGAGCCGCCUUCCUCGCCCUUUCUCUAGUUAAACUGGCCUUUUGAAUUCACGAUGAUCAAGGCAAAAAAGGUACCGGCGUACAAGGAGCGAUGACUUUGGCGUAUCCAGUGUUUCGGCCUCAGACCUACGGUUCGUACACCGGUGAGGACAAAAGAAGCCCGAAAAUCUGGAUGGAAAGCGUGGAAACCAGAUGUAGUGAAAACCACCAUCUGUCCAAGUGAUUGGUGUGGCAGUGAAGGAUCCGUAGGAAGGUAAUCACAGAUUGUACGUGCUCCUACUUAGCCCUCGAAUGGAAAUUUAUUUUCAGCCGGCUCUUUGCAAAGAAAUCCUC
Messenger RNA from Verruconis gallopava, 3271 nucleotides. RefSeq lists its product as uncharacterized. The record is from RefSeq and is a predicted model, not a curated record. Gene Ontology annotation, molecular function: thiamine transmembrane transporter activity. The transcript has 3 exons. The coding region runs from base 1 to 1215 and encodes 404 amino acids. Gene Ontology annotation, biological process: thiamine pyrophosphate transmembrane transport. Gene Ontology annotation, cellular component: mitochondrial inner membrane. Lineage: Eukaryota; Fungi; Ascomycota; Dothideomycetes; Venturiales; Sympoventuriaceae.